CCUGACUGACCUGUGUUCAGUCCGGCCAGCUGCACUUCAUGUGACGAAAUGGAGGCAAUACUCAGUGUUCUCAGCUUGGAGUGGAUAGAUGGCAGAAGUUUAUUAAUAUUUUUCUGUGUUUUUCUGCUGUUGGCUGAUGUUUGGAAGAACAGAGUCCCAAGAAAUUUUCCUCCUGGACCGUGGGCUCUGCCUUUCAUUGGUGAUCUUCAUCGCAUCCAACCUGCAAGACUUCACCUGCAGUUCACAGAGUUUGCAGAGAAAUAUGGAAACAUCUUCGGCCUUCGUCUCUUUGGUGGAAGAAUGGUGGUCAUCAAUGGCUACAAGCAUGUGAAAGAAGCCCUGGUCCAACAAGGAGAAGACUAUGUAGAUCGUCCUUCUAUUCCGUUGUUCAAUGAAUUUUUUGGAAAUACAGGCAUUGUGAUGGCAAAUGGUAAUCCAUGGAAGCAGCAGAGGAGAUUUGCUCUUCAUACACUCAGAAACUUUGGUCUGGGCAAGAAGACUCUGGAGGUGUUCAUCCAGCAGGAGUGUCGAUAUGUCACGGAGGCGUUUGCAGACCACCAAGGGAAGCCUUUUGAUCCCGUGAAACUGAUCAACAAUGCUGUGUCCAACAUCAUCUGCUGUUUGGUGUUUGGGCGUCGAUUUGAGUACACUGACAAGCAGUACCAGGCUAUUCUUCAAAAAUUUAAUGAGGCAAUGCGCUUACAGGAAAGCAUGUUUGUCCAGAUUUACAACACAGUUCCCUGGCUGAUGAAGUGGCUGCCUGGACCUCAUUGGAAGAUAUUCACUCUGUUUAAAGAAGUAAUUGCCUUUGUAGAAACCGAAAUCAAAGAACACAGAGAAACCCUCGAGCCCUCAUCACCAAGAGACUACAUCGACUCCUUCCUCAUAGAAAUGGGAGACAAGGAGGACAAAGAAGCUGGUUUUGAUCUCAAAAAUUUAUGCAUUUGCACUCUUGAUUUGUUUGGUGCUGGAACUGAAACUACUACCACUACUUUACGCUGGGGGCUGCUGUACAUGAUCCACCACCCUGACAUACAGAAGAGAGUCCAGGCUGAGAUAGAUGCUGUGAUUGGUUCAUCCAGACAGCCCUCCAUGACUGACAGAGAAAACAUGCCCUAUACUGAUGCAGUCAUCCAUGAAAUACAGAGAUAUGGUGACAUCGCUCCACUUAGUGUCAUCCACAUGACUCACAGGGACACCACACUGGAUAAGUACACAAUCCCAAAGGGCACCAUGAUAAUGCCGUCUCUGCACUCGGUUCACAUCGAUGAGUCGAUGUGGGAAACUCCACAUUCCUUCAACCCUCAGCACUUUCUGGACCAGGAUGGUAAAUUUAGGAGGAGAGAGGCCUUCCUUCCUUUUUCUGCAGGUAAGCGGGUGUGUAUUGGGGAACAACUGGCCAGGAUGGAGUUAUUCCUCUUUUUCACCUCCCUCCUUCAGAGAUUUUCAUUCAUCGCACCUGCUGGAGAGAAGCCCAGUCUGGAGUAUACCAUGGGAGGCAUUCGCUCACCUAAACCGUACCGCCUUUGUGCCACACCACGAUAAACCACAACUCACAAUAAAUCAUUGUGUUCCACUACAUUCGUCUUGUAAUGUAUAAAGAAUGUCGACUAUAAAAAAUAUCAUUGGAAAGUAAUGUCAAUCAGCAGACCUUUUCAAGAAACCAUUACACAUUGUCAAAGUAAUCUACUACACUCGUGAAAAAACUUUUAUGUAUAAUUGUAAAGACCACAUAUAUCAUGGCAGUUUUGAUUCCAGUCACUCCCAGAACUCUUCAUGUUUUAGGAUGAAAGUACUGAAACGUGUCAUGACAAAAUAAUCAUACAUCCGUAAAAUGUCAAUUGAAGGUAUUGCAAGCCAUUAUAUCUUUUCAAUAAACAGUUAUACAUUAUUGAAAUAAUCUACUUAAAACAUGAAAACAAAAAUCCUGUGAACCUUCCAGUUCUUAACAAUAAUCAGCAAGAACGAUAAUUUCCACACCACAUUCAUUUUGUCAGACAUGCAAAAACUUGAUUUGUGUGUGAAUCAAUAAGCUGAGAUUAACUCGUGCUUCUCAUGAA
Messenger RNA from Acanthochromis polyacanthus (spiny chromis), 2060 nucleotides. RefSeq names its product cytochrome P450 2J4-like. Gene Ontology annotation, cellular component: cytoplasm; intracellular membrane-bounded organelle. The record is from RefSeq and is a predicted model, not a curated record. Gene Ontology annotation, biological process: xenobiotic metabolic process. Gene Ontology annotation, molecular function: heme binding; iron ion binding; oxidoreductase activity, acting on paired donors, with incorporation or reduction of molecular oxygen, reduced flavin or flavoprotein as one donor, and incorporation of one atom of oxygen. The coding region runs from base 49 to 1545 and encodes 498 amino acids. Lineage: Eukaryota; Metazoa; Chordata; Actinopteri; Pomacentridae. The transcript has 9 exons.